Aspergillus oryzae RIB40 is the source of this 1575-nucleotide messenger RNA. RefSeq names its product DNA primase subunit PRI1. Gene Ontology annotation, biological process: DNA replication, synthesis of primer. Bases 1 to 1575 code for a protein of 524 amino acids. The record is from RefSeq and is a predicted model, not a curated record. Gene Ontology annotation, cellular component: alpha DNA polymerase:primase complex. Lineage: Eukaryota; Fungi; Ascomycota; Eurotiomycetes; Eurotiales; Aspergillaceae. The transcript has 3 exons.
AUGCCUCACUCCGUGUCUCCUGGGGAGUCCCCUAGUCAUCGCAAUGAUGAAGAAGUCCUUCCGGAUGCUCCUCCAACAGAUGCGACCCCCAGUGGUCCAGAAGAGAAGGAGUCCGAAGCCACUGAAAACGAUACGAAAGACAGACUUGCGGACCUACUUUUCGAUGAUGACGAUGACGACGAAUUUCCUGCAUCUAGUGCGCCAGACACGAAGAAUGAGAACCCUGCUAGUCGAGAUGCAGUAGAUUCCUCUGCACCGCAACCCGCUCACGUAGACACAGAUACUAUGCUUGCCUUCUACCAGCGACUUUUCCCAUUCCGAUACCUUUUUCAGUGGCUAAACCACGGAAUUGUUCCUUCCCCAGACUUUGGGAACCGUGAGUUCGCGCUUACCCUACAGAAUGACGCCUACCUACGAUAUCAAUCAUAUGCGACGGCAGAUCUCUUCCGUAAAGAUAUCCUGCGCAUGAACCCGUCCCGUUUUGAAAUCGGCCCCGUCUACAACACAAACCCCCGCGAUCGGAAAACUUUACGAGGGGGUCAGAUGAAACCAGUUUCUAAGGAAUUAGUGUUCGAUAUCGAUUUGACAGAUUAUGACGACAUCCGAUCCUGUUGCGAAAAGGCGAAUAUCUGUGGGAAAUGCUGGACAUUUGUAACCAUGGCCAUGAAGGUUGUCGACACGGCGUUGCGGGACGACUUUGGAUUCCAACACAUCUUAUGGGUUUACUCUGGUCGUCGUGGUGCCCACGCCUGGGUCUGUGAUCCACGUGCUCGCAGUCUUCCAGAUGAUCGGCGACGGGCCAUUGCAGGAUAUCUGGACCUCUUACGAGGAGGGGCCCAGAGCGGCAAGCGUGUCAAUCUGAAGCGUCCGCUGCAUCCGCAUAUGUCCCGUAGUCUGGAGAUCCUGAAGCCUUACUUCGCCCAGACUACCUUGGUAGACCAGGACACUUUUGUUAGCUCGGAGCAGGCGCAACGCCUCCUAGCGCUACUUCCCGACAAGGCCUUGAAUGAUGCGUUGCGCAAGAAAUGGGAAUCAUCACCAGACCGCUCUAGUACGAACAAAUGGGCCGACAUUGACUCGCUCGCGAAGACGGGAAAAAGCAGCACUCUGAAAACUUCUACAUUACGCGAGGCGAAGCAGGAUAUUGUUUUGGAGUACACUUAUCCCCGCCUUGAUUCUGAAGUCAGUAAGAAGAUGAUUCACUUGCUCAAGAGCCCGUUCGUCAUACACCCUGGCACAGGUCGCGUUUGUGUUCCCAUUGAUGCUCGAAAGGCUGAGCAAUUUGACCCGCUUUCAGUUCCCACGGUCACACAACUACUUGGGGAGAUUGAUGCGUACGAUGCAGAGAACCCCAGUAACGGCGCAGGAGACGCUGUGGAUGGGGAGGGAAGCGUGCCCAAUGACUCUGAUGUGAGAGGAAGCCGCAAACUCCAGGAUUAUGAGAAAACGAGUCUCAAGCCAUAUGUUGAUUAUUUCCGCUCGUUCAUUGCCGGUCUUCUCAAGGAGGAACGCGGUGGGAAGCGGGAGCGAAACGAAGACAUGACGGAGGUGAAGACUGAAAGUAUGGAGUUUUAA